This is a messenger RNA of Chroicocephalus ridibundus (black-headed gull), 2150 nucleotides long. It is a transcript of the gene UNG, whose product is annotated as uracil DNA glycosylase. Gene Ontology annotation, molecular function: uracil DNA N-glycosylase activity. The record is from RefSeq and is a predicted model, not a curated record. Lineage: Eukaryota; Metazoa; Chordata; Aves; Charadriiformes; Laridae. Bases 64 to 957 code for a protein of 297 amino acids. Gene Ontology annotation, biological process: base-excision repair; base-excision repair, AP site formation via deaminated base removal. Gene Ontology annotation, cellular component: nucleus; mitochondrion. The transcript has 7 exons.
GCUGCUGCCCCUCAGCUCUGCCGCCCCUCACCGCUGCCCCUCGCCCGCUCCGCCGCCGCCGCCAUGAUCGGACAGAAGACGCUGCACUCCUUCUUCAGCGCCGCGCCGGCGAAGAAGCGCAGCCGCUCUCCGGAGGCGGGCAGCGAUGAGGAGGUCAGCGCCGUGAAGAAGGCGAAGGCGGCGGGAGAUGAGACGGGCAAGGCCUCGCUGCUGAGCCCCGAGCAGUUGGAGCGGAUCCGCAAGAACAAGGAGGCGGCGCGGCAGCGGCUGGCCGAGCGCAAUGUCCCCCCGGGCUUCGGGGAGAGCUGGCGGCGGCAGCUGGCCGGGGAGUUCUCGAAGCCAUACUUCGUGGAGCUGAUGGCGUUUGUAGCAGAAGAGAGGAAACGCUACACGGUCUACCCACCCCCCGACCAAGUCUUCACCUGGACGCAGAUGUGUGACAUCAGGGAUGUAAAGGUUGUCAUUCUGGGACAAGAUCCGUAUCAUGGACCUAAUCAAGCUCAUGGGCUCUGUUUCAGUGUCCAGAAGCCUGUUCCACCUCCUCCCAGCUUGGAGAAUAUUUACAAAGAACUGUCUACAGAUAUUGAAGGCUUCACUCAUCCUGGUCACGGGGAUUUAACUGGCUGGGCGAAGCAAGGAGUGCUCCUGCUCAACGCUGUCCUGACGGUGCGAGCUCACCAGGCCACCUCCCACAAGGAGCGGGGCUGGGAGCAGUUCACGGACGUGGUGGUGUCCUGGCUCAACAAGAACUUGCACGGGGUUGUCUUCAUGCUGUGGGGCGCCUACGCCCAGCGGAAAGGCAGCUCCAUUGACCGGAAACGCCACCACGUCCUGCAGACGGUUCAUCCCUCGCCUCUCUCUGUCAACAGAGGGUUUUUCGGCUGUCGCCACUUCUCGAAGACGAAUGAAUUGCUGAAGAAAUCCGGCAAGGAGCCCAUUGACUGGCGAGCGCUCUGAGCUGUGGGCAGAGGCUGUGGGGUCUAAUGGUUGGAAAACAGCCCCUGUCUCAGGGGUUGUCUCGUUUCUGAAAAACUUCUGCUGACCUGAGAAAUCACUCUGUGGAUAUUGAUCAAGGAACAAAUGACCAAACUUUCAGAGAUGUUAUAUAUUUUUUUAAAAAUGUUUUUUAAAGAGCAGGUUGGAGUGUUACGUGGACAACUUCUCUGCUGUUUGAACAGGUCUCAGCCUAGUUUGAAGCAAAAAAAAAAAAAAAAAAGACUUUAUAUUAAUUUGUGCGUGUUUAUUCUAACGGGAAUAUAUUUUCAGGCUCUUGUGAAGGGAUGUCAUUUCCUACAGGUGAAGCCGUUCAGCUGUUGUAAAUACCCUGCUUUGCCUCCUCCCGCUUUGCCUCCUACUGCGCAAAUCCACAUUUCAUAUUUGGGGGUGCGGAGCUGACUCCAUGGGAGAAAAUGGUUUGAGCUUUUUAGCUGCAGAUUGCGAGUUUUAUUAGAAAUAACGUCCUCUUGGGACCUAAAGACUGUACGCUGUCAGAAGAGUUACUUGCUGUAUCUGUACUCUCAAGGUUUUGGGGUAAAUUCCCCCCAGCAGCCGACGGGAGGCUGCGACCAAGGCUGUGGUCGUGCUCUGAGGUUUUUGUUGGCAUUUAGAGAGGAAACUCCUAAGUUUUUAGAUUCUUUCUGGGUGCGUUAAUCGCUUGGAUGCCAGGUGAGCUGUGAUGACUGUGAACUUCGUGGUAGCUGCCAAUGGCAGCAGCAAAGGUUUGUUCAUCAAGAUCUGCCAACCGAUGGGGUGACGGUUGCGAAUUACUUAAGAUCUUAAAAGAUCUUAAAACAGAGGGAGGUUUGUGCUUUGCCUUCACAGGAGCAAAUCUGGUUUCUGGCCACCGUUGAAAAUAACUGUUGGGACUUCAAGGAUGAAGACAAGGUUGGACUUCACACCUCUGGGUUUCCAGUUCAUCUUUGACUUUAUAAUUGCUGUAAUGGAACCAAAGUGCCUUCUUUGUUGUGAAACUACAUCAGUUUUCAUAGAAUGACGCUGUAAACCUUUCGUUGCUAUCUGCUCCGAUAGGUAACACUAGUACAAGUGAAGUUUACACUUUCUGUGGCCGUGUUGUAUUUUUUUGUUUGGUUGUUGUUCUUUUUUCCCCAGGUUUGUUUGUUUUUUUUUUUAAAUAAAAAUUACUUGGUUUA